Messenger RNA from Solanum pennellii, 1100 nucleotides. RefSeq lists its product as uncharacterized. NCBI's taxonomy places the organism in Eukaryota, Viridiplantae, Streptophyta, Magnoliopsida, Solanales, Solanaceae. The record is from RefSeq and is a predicted model, not a curated record. The coding region runs from base 55 to 828 and encodes 257 amino acids. The transcript is spliced from 7 exons.
UAAACCCAACCUAUUCUUCUCUCACUCUUUUCCUCUCAAAAACCAAAAAACAAAAUGGUAUCACAGAGAAAAAGUUCCGCCUCUCGACCACCCAAAAGAAAAAAAAGGAAAAAGAAGUCAUCAUCGUCCGAUGAUAAACCUCCUUCGCGAUGUCCAAAGGCAAAUGAUAACGAUGUGGAUUCACCUGGAAAAUCGGUACCGAUCUGGGAGAAAUUGAAGGAGCAAUAUUCGAUAGAUCGAUCCAAACUCUGCGGCAACAGCUCGGCUAAUGAUAAAAUUCUGGCUGCCGGAAAAGUUGACGGCGUUGCUGCCAGAAAAGGAGUCAGAUCUGUCGCAGAAGGUACUGAAAUGAAGAAGCCUUGGUGUAAACUUAUAUCAGAGUUUCCGCAGGAUCCCAUUUGGCGAAAAAUAUAUCAAGAAUUUCUUCAUAUUCAAGAUUCAAACACAAACUCGAGAUCUCUGGUUAAAACAGAAACAAUUCCAUCCACUGCAAUGCUGAAUACAACAGUGGAGAUUUUUUUGCAACGUUUUAUGACUGGUGCGGGCAAAAAGCUUUCUGAACAUGCAAUGAUUUGCGUGAUAAAUCGUGAAGAGUCAGUCAUGAGCGAGCUGUGCUUACACGCCCCUGCUGUGGAUUAUCCGGACAAGUUACUCGCUAAUACAUUGUUUGAGGUUGUAUUCAAUGAGAGCCGGAAUUCGCCAUUCAUUUUGUUCGUGAAAGAUGCUGACAAAGUAAUGGCAGGAAACGCAGAAUUAUAUUCAACAUUUAAAACUCGGCUUGAGAAGCUUCCUAAUAAUGUAAUUAUUAUUGGUUUACAGUCGGCUUGAGAAGCUUCCUGAUAAUGUAAUUACUAUUGGUUCACAAUCGGCUUGAGAAGCUUCCUGAUAAUGUAAUUACUAUUGGUUCACAGUUGCCUUAAGAAGCUUCCUGAUAAUGUAAUUACUAUUGGUUCACAUGCUCAUAUAGAUAAUCAGAAGGAGAAAAUACUAUUUGAGAUCAGAUUGUCCAUGAAUAGAUGCAUGUGUUAUAUCUUUUCUAGUUUUAUAAUGUGUAUACAAUGUAUUAAGUUGCCUGUUAUGAAAAUUUAUUAUGGAUUGAA